AUGAUUUUCUCUAAGAUAUCUGUGGUCUUGACCGGUGCUGCUCUCCUGCAGUCAGCGGAGGCUCAUGUCCGAUUCGAUUGUGUCCGUGGAAACCAUGACCCUAGCAAACUCGGCACCAACAUGGGCCGUGAUGAAUGGUUCACGGGAGCUAUCAAAAGAGGUGGUAACAAAUUGAGUCGGUUCCCCGAUCAGUUUGAUACAGUCGUUUUCUCGAACCCUACCAUCCCGGGAAAAUGCUGCUCCGUCAAAUAUAAGGGCUUCCCCCGCUAUGUUAUGGAACAGGGCUGUGGUACCACGCUCAAAAUCCAGGAUACUUACUAUCGUAAGAACCAGUGGAGAGAUGACCAAGACUAUCUCACCAAAAAAUACUAUGAACACGGUCAAGAGAUGGAGAACUACAGGUUGUACAACUUCUGGAUGUCCCCUAUCCCUUAUGGAGCCUUUGCACCGCUCUCGCUCGUUAAUGAACAGGCUGCAGCCGGUAAAAUUGCGCAAGCAACAGCCGGUGGAUGGAUCGAAAUCGACGUUUCCCUAGUUAAUGCCGAUGGUGGCGGUGCUAUGAAAUGCCGUCUCGACAAAACGGCUAAUGCGAAUGCAUUCGGUGGACCUCUUAAAAUUCUCAAACAACCAUGGCUAAAGCAUAAUGGCCAAGUGGCUCCAUUGAGGGUUGAGAUUCCCGCUGGCACCCAAUGUACUGGAUCAUUCGGCAACUACAAGAAUAUGUGCUUGCUUAGAUGCGAGAAUGAUAACACCGCCGAGGGACCUUUCGGUGGAUGUGUUCCAUUCAACCUGGGCGGUCCUUAUACUCCACCCCCUCCGGCGCCGGUCAAGCCUGUCCAAAAGCCUCCAGCGCCUGUCAAGCCUGUCCAAAAGCCUCCAGCCAAGCCCACAGGCAAGCCAGGUGGUAAGGGCGGUAACAACGGUGACAAUGAUGAUAUCGACUAUGACAAUAACGGCGGCAAUAAUGGCGGCAAUAAUAACGGCGGCAAUAAUAACGGCGGCAAUAAUGGCGGUAAAAACAACGGUGAUGAUAAUGAAGAACCAGAAGAGCCAGAAGAGGUAAAAGGAGAUGACGGUUAUUAUUAG
Molecule: messenger RNA, 1086 nt
Organism: Orbilia oligospora ATCC 24927
Lineage: Eukaryota; Fungi; Ascomycota; Orbiliomycetes; Orbiliales; Orbiliaceae
Exons: 4
Coding region: 1-1086 (361 amino acids)
Source: RefSeq, a predicted model, not a curated record